This is a messenger RNA of Sinocyclocheilus grahami, 2636 nucleotides long. RefSeq names its product cell division cycle protein 27 homolog. Gene Ontology annotation, biological process: anaphase-promoting complex-dependent catabolic process; cell division; protein ubiquitination. The record is from RefSeq and is a predicted model, not a curated record. NCBI's taxonomy places the organism in Eukaryota, Metazoa, Chordata, Actinopteri, Cypriniformes, Cyprinidae. The transcript is spliced from 16 exons. Gene Ontology annotation, molecular function: protein binding. Bases 158 to 2176 code for a protein of 672 amino acids. Gene Ontology annotation, cellular component: anaphase-promoting complex; cytoplasm.
UCGGGCAUUUCCGGAUUCACCGAUAACGGUUGGAAUGUUCAAAUCUUCGAUGCUAGUUUUGCUACUUCUGGCCUGGAGUGGAUACUGAGCUAAGAAAGCGACUGAAGAAAGAGCAAAGAAACCAAAAAAAGGAGGUGAAGAGGAGCCUGGUUACGGAAUGACGGUGUUGCAGGAACCGGUCCAGGCUGCUGUCUGGCAUGCUCUGAACCACUACGCCUACCGAGAUGCUGUAUUCCUGGCAGAGAGACUCUAUGCUGAGGUUCAUUCGGAAGAAGCGCUCUUCCUGCUGGCUACAUGCUACUACCGUUCAGGGAAGGAGUAUAAAGCCUACCACCUCCUGAAAGGACACAGCUGCACCACGCCACAAUGCAAAUAUCUCCUCGCCAAGUGCUGUGUGGAACUGAGCAAGUUAGCAGAGGGCGAGCAGAUCCUGACUGGAGGAGUUCUGAACAAACAGAAGAGCCAAGACGACAUCAUUACUGAGUUUGGAGACUCGGCCUGUUUCACUCUGGCACUGCUAGGGCAAAUCUACUGUUUUGGAAUUUUGCCUCUGGAGCCGAGCCCUGGAGACCCAUCGUACCUGCAGAAUUACAGUCACAGUGGAAGUGGGAUGGAACCACCUCCUCCGCCUGGCCCUCCAAAGAAGGCCAUCAGUAGAAUCAGCCAAGUGGGGACAAAGUCAGUGUUUGCACAGAGUGGCAACAGCAGAGAGCUCAUUCCAAACCCUUUCAACCUAACUCAGACCACUGCCCCACAGACUAGUUCUACACCACAAGUGCUGAGCCCAACCAUUGCUGCUCCCCCAAAUGUGCAGCCACGGCGGAGCUCAAGACUCUUCACCAGUGCCAGCUCCACUGCCAAGGAGAACAGUAAGAAGCUGAAAAUGAAGUUCCCCACCAAGAUUCCUAACCGAAAGACAAAAACGAAAAUGGGUAAGGGAGGAAUCACCCCAUCUAACCUGAAUGAGAGCAUAGAGAUCCUCAAACUCGAUUCUUCUAUAUCAGAGGGAAAAGGCAACAUCAGCUCACCACAGUUCCAGGCUUUUAAUCUACAAAAGGCUGCUGCAGAUGGGCUGAUGACGUUGAUGCGGGAUAUUGGGAGGGGCUAUCUAGCUCUCUGCUCUUAUAACUGCAGAGAGGCCAUUAACAUCUUGAGUCAGCUGCCUUCACACCACUACAACACAGGCUGGGUGUUGGGUCAGAUUGGACGAGCUCACUUUGAAGUGGCUGAAUACAUGCAGGCAGAGAGGAUUUUCUCAGAAGUCCGGCGUAUUGAGAGCUAUCGAGUGGAAGGUAUGGAGAUCUAUUCCACAACACUCUGGCAUUUACAGAAGGAUGUGGCGCUUUCUGCCCUAUCUAAAGAUCUCACUGACAUGGACAAAAACUCGCCAGAGCCCUGGUGUGUAGCUGGUAACUGUUUCAGCUUACAGCGGGAACAUGACAUAGCCAUUAAGUUCUUCACACGGGCCAUCCAGGUGGACCCCAGCUUUGCAUACGCAUACACACUAUUAGGGCAUGAACUAGUUCUCACCGAGGAGCUGGAGAAAGCCCUGGGCUGCUUCCGCAAUGCUAUACGCCUCAAUAAACGUCACUACAAUGCCUGGUACGGCUUGGGAAUGAUUUACUACAAGCAGGAGAAAUUUAACCUAGCUGAGAUUCAUUUCAAGAAGGCUUUGAGCAUCAAUCCUCAGAGCUCUGUGCUGCUUUGUCAUAUUGGAGUGGUUCAACAUGCUUUGAAGAAAUCAGACCAUGCACUGGAGACCCUCAACAGAGCCAUUAGCAUCGACCCCAAGAACCCGCUAUGCAAAUUCCAUAGGGCCUCUAUUCUCUUUGCCAAUGAAAAGUACAAGGCGGCUCUGCAGGAGCUUGAAGAGCUGAAACAAAUAGUGCCCAAAGAGUCCCUUGUUUACUUCUUAAUAGGAAAGGUCUAUAAGAAGCUUGGCCAGACUCAUCUGGCACUAAUGAACUUCUCUUGGGCCAUGGACUUGGACCCUAAAGGAGCCAAUAAUCAGAUCAAAGAGGCCAUAGAUAAGCGAUACCUCCCAGAUGAUGACGAACCUGUCACUCCUGAUGAUUAUCCCUACUACUCAACGGAGGUGGAGGAGUCACAGGAGAGCAGUAUGACGGACGCUGAUGACACACAGCUCCACACCACGGAGAGCGAUGAGGUUCUGUAGCCCCCGACACCACUCUGGACUUUGAAAUAAUGCCAAUUUGGGGGCUACUUGAAGACUCCAGCUCUGAAAAAGGAGGAAGAAGAAAAAAGGAAAACAAACUGCUGCUAAUAACAGUACCUCCUCAUGUCUCUCGUUUUAUUUUUAUCAUUCGUUCUUGCCUUUUUCCACCCCCGUGUCAUCAUGCCUUAGAGGUCUCUCAUCGGUCUGAUCUUCUGGUGCUUCUGGUCUCAUCCUUCAUCGUCACUGGCAGGCUUCCUUUAUCGCAGACUGAAUUCAAGUUCUGCCUGAGCUCAAAUUGCCCAGUUUUGCCAAUGACUCCACUGUCUCCUCCAAAAGUUAAUUGUCAGUUUAAGACUCAAAAAAAGAACCACAGACAUUCAUGGAUGUUCCUGUCUUAAUGCUUAGGCCUUUUAUGUUAUUUUAUCAGCAUUUACUCUGAAUAAAGACCUGUGUAAGAGUU